Linum trigynum is the source of this 1376-nucleotide messenger RNA. NCBI's taxonomy places the organism in Eukaryota, Viridiplantae, Streptophyta, Magnoliopsida, Malpighiales, Linaceae. The record is from the annotation of a GenBank genome assembly.
GUGACAGAAAACCACCCGCAAACUGGUAAAGAGUUCACCACAUUUGUUUGCUUAAGAAAAAGGUUCAGAUCUAAGGAGAAAGGAAAGCAAUGGCGACGGCACCCGAUCACCUCUUCACUCUACGCAACAAUUUCUACUUGGGAGCCUUCCAGUCUGCCAUCAACAGCAGCGACCUCCCGAAUCUCUCCCCAGAAGAUGCCGUCGAGAGGGACUGCCUUGUCCACCGAUCUUACAUCGCUCUUGGAAGCUAUCAGCUUGUGAUCAGUGAGAUCGACGAGAACGCAGCCACUCCUCUCCAGGCCGUCAAAUUGCUUGCCUUGUAUCUUUCCAGCCCUGAAAACAAGCAAUCUGUAAUUUCAAGCUUGAAAGAGUGGUUGGCUGAUUCGGCUAUUGGAAACAAUGUCAUUCUAAGGCUGAUUGCUGGAAUCGUAUUCAUGAAUGAAGAGGACUAUAAUGAGGCUUUGAAGCACACCCAUGCUGGAGGGACCAUGGAACUGCAUGCAUUGAAUGUUCAAAUAUUCAUUAAGAUGCACAGGACAGAUUUUGCUGAGAGGCAGCUAAGAGUCAUGCAACAGAUUGAUGAAGACCAUUCCCUUACUCAGCUUGCAAAUGCAUGGCUGAAUCUGGCAGUUGGUGGUUCGAAGAUACAAGAAGCACUACUCAUAUUUCAAGACUUCUCUGAGAAAUAUCCCAUGACGGGUCUGAUAUUGAAUGGGAAGGCUGUUUGUUGCAUGCACAUGGGCAACUUUGAAGAAGCAGAGACGUUGCUUCUUGAAGCACUAAACAAGGAUGCUAAGGACCCCGAAACCUUAGCAAACUUGGUUGUGUGCAGUCUCCAUCUUGGCAAACCAUCUUCACGUUAUCUCAACCAGUUGAAGAUCGCACAUCCGGAGCAUAUGAUCAUUAAGCGUGUAUCGACUGCAGAAGAUAGCUUCGAAAGAGCAGUUCAAUCAGUUGCAUGAUUUUUUAGUUGAAGAAGUGCCCCAAGAGCCAGUCUUCUGCAUUUUGGAUUGUUGGGGAUGGGGUUCUAACAAAACACAGUUUGGAAUGUGCUUUUUCAAUCAACUUAUAUUUUUGUCAUAUACCGAAUGCUCGUAGUCUCGAUUAUGUGUUUUUAACAUUUUAAGGAUCAGUUCACAUUUCUGCACGAGUCUUUCAGUGCUUGGCUCAAUAGCCAACUCUGUUCUUGUGGUCACGAUGCUCUUAGAGUUUAUUAAUGUCCAAUACGCAGCGAGUGAAAUGUGUUCGAGUGUUCCUCCUUAGACAAUGGCGGUGGAAUUUUGGAGCAGUACUGGCAGUCAAGUUUCUGCCUCUUAGAAGGUGAGAGAACUGAUGUGCUUCAGCUGCAGAAACACCAGUAAAAAAUUCUUAUGCAU